Molecule: messenger RNA, 4297 nt
Organism: Pelagomonas calceolata
Lineage: Eukaryota; Pelagophyceae; Pelagomonadales; Pelagomonadaceae
Source: the annotation of a GenBank genome assembly
CGCCGCUCGAGCAAAGGCUGCCCGCCGCUCCGUACGGGGCCCAACAAGGUCAAGCGCUGGUGAGGAGGCAGCCCCCGCGUCCCGAGGAAGCGGCCUAUACGCGAGCGUGGGCCUCAGAGCCAGCCCUCCCUUACCAGCGGCUCUGGGCAGCGUUGCCGACGAUGGCCGACGACCGCGGCGAGCCCGGCGCCCUCACGCCGCUGCGGGACCCGGACAUGCCCGCCGAUAUUGAUGAGGCGGCCAAUAUUGAUGCUUCCUCAGUAAACGCCGAGGCGUCCGUGGACAGCCCCGGUUCGACGCUGCGGGCGUCCGCCGCUCAAUUGGCGGAGCCGUCGACGCAGCCGUCGGACACGCUCGAGAUCCAGCCGUCCGUGGCUGCCACAAGUGUGAGCUUCGCGUCUCCCAGUCGCCUCGUGACGACGUCCUACGCGGAGAGCGGCCAAGGGGCUUUAUCUCCCUCCGAUACGGUCUUCAGUGCGGACGCCACGAGUCCGUCCGACACGGUCUACACGCCGGAGCGAGCCACAUCACCGGACACGGUCUUCACAAAUACACCAGAAGAGCGCGCCAAGUCGCCGGACACGGUACUGACCGAGACGCCGGAGAAAAAGGACGACGACACGUUGCACGACUCCUGGACCCAAGAGUCCAUCCCGCAAGACGAGGAUAAGCGACCCUCCUCGAGAGAUAAAGUGAGAAAUGUGGUGCGGAGCGGCCUGAUCAAAGGAGGCUCGUCACCGACGCAUGACCAGGAUGCAGACGACCUCGCGGCGGCCGCGGCGGAAAGAGCAUUGACGCGGGUCGACGACGCCGUCGAGGCGAAGGAACGGGGCAAGAAGGAACGCGAGGACAAGGUGAUCCAGGCGGAACGCGCGGCGGAGCGCGGCCGGACGAAGACGCAGAAGGCGGCGCGGCGGUACUUCAUGUUCCGGAGCCGCAGUCGGUCCGCGUCGCCGGGCUGGAAGCCGCCCCAACUGACGAGGACGAAGAACUCGACGUCGCUCGCGAGGGGCGACAUGUCGCCGGACAAGCCGGCCAAGAAGAAGGCGUCGUCCUGGUUCGGUAAUAAACAGAAGAAGAAGCCCAAGAAGAAGGAAGCGUUUGGUUCACCGCUGUGUGGAAACCAACCAGUGUGUCGGGUGCACCCGAUAAUUCUUCACUAAGUCAUUUCUCGGCGACGACGCGGCCCUGAUGACUGAAUCGAGUCGUGUAAGACCCACACCGCCACGCCAUCGAGGUGGCGUCGCGUCGAUGGCGUAAGGUCAUGAUUCAGCAGUGGCGGAGACGCGCCGCGACAAUUUGAUUUCCACACAGGUUCUCCCCCCAAAAAGCAAGGUUUUAUGAGCCGCAUGCAGGAGAACUUCGCCGUCCUCAAGGAAAACGACACCGUUGUUGUUGUCCAGGCGUGGGACUCGGUCGAGAUUUGCAUUGAUGUCCUGAAGCCCUGCAAAGUGGCUGUUUUACGACAAAAAGUACGGCAGUUCAUCGCGAAGCGGGACGACAUCAUGCCGGAGGUCGAGAAACACGAGCACUUGAGGCAUCGCUAUGUAUUACUAUUUCAGGGCCAGAUGUUACAAGAUGAUGACAUAGUGCCGAAGGGCGUCUACGGUGAAGUUUCACAGGAUGAGUGGCCGAACAAGGUCUACGUGGCUCGUUCUAAAUAUAGGCCGCCCUUCGAGGAAUCGGAGAUAGAUGUGGAUAGUCUGCCGUCGGAGUGGAGCAUCGGGACCGGUUCCGUGUCCAUCAAACCGUUAGAAUAUGAAGAAGAGGAGCCCGAGAAGGACCAAGACGAGGAGGAGGCCCUACGACGGAGCAUGGAGUCGCAGCGGCGGUCCCAGGAGAUGAGUGCUCGUCGACGGGGCAAGGCCACGAAAAAUAAGAGCGUCGCGUCGAAGAUGCAUCCUCACUCUGCUUCAUUUGACUUGAGGCGGGAGCUCAAACUACUACGGUGUCCGCCGCACAUCAUUGAGAGGUUGUGUAGCUACGGGUAUGAUGACAGGGGUUCCUUCGCGGCGUUGACUGAAGAUGUCCUACUCUCAGCACCGUUGUAUGUGGACAGAAAGACUAGAAGAAAGAUAGUCGCCCUGGCCGAGGUCUACCGGCAGCAGGAUCUGCGGGAUGAAGCGGCGCCGACGAACUACCUCGCCAAGAGAAGCAUCGAAGAGCGGCAAGAUGCGAAAGCGUUCCAGACGGGCGACGAGGAGUUCUUCGGGAAGAAGAGCGAGAUGAACCGGCACUGGGCGAAGAAGGCGUACCAGAAGCAGGACCUGCACGACGUGUCGUCGCUGCAGGAGGGCGGCGUCAGUAUACCGCAGCCGAACGGCGUCGAGCAUGCCGAGGUCAUGCGGCCGUCGGCGUCGAUCGAGCCGGGACCUUUAUUAAAUGAGGUCGACUCGCUUGGAGGGUUCGACUUGCAGCAGUCGACGAUCAUCACCAAGGACCACCCUACAUUAACGGAAGAUGAUCGCUCCGUCUGGUCGCAAUUGAGCGCACCCGCGAAAUACCAGAAAAAGAAGGUCUGGACGGAUCCGCGCUUCAGGCAUGUGGGUAGCAUCGGCAAGUUCGUCCCUUGUUUUGACGAGGACGGCGAGCCGACGCUGCAGGAUCGGAUUGAUAUUCUCUUGCAGCCAGUAGCUGCGGGGUGUAGAGGCGACCACCGCGACUGCGUCGACGCUCUCGUAGAAUUAUUUCUAGAUGUCUUCGCGAAGCACAAGAAGAGGGAUCACAUCCUCCGGGAGUUCUUUCUGGCGAACGACGGCAAGUUACGAGGAUAUGAGUGCAUCGGGACGCGGCCGAUCGCGCCGAAACGGUUCACGUCUGACGUCGAGAAGCUCGGCGGUCCUAGUAUUAAGUUGGACAAGGACGAGGACCGCGAGAAGUCUAUACGCAGAUUUUGUGUUACGUUGUAUCAGAAUAUAGCUGGGAGGCGCAAACCUCCCUCGGGAAGUUUGGAGCAGAAUAAAUUAGCUAAACUGCAGGAGGAGGUCGCGGAGUACGAAGCGGAACUGCCCAAGGAUCCCUUGCAGCGCAUCCGCGAAUCUAUCUUGAGAGAUAGGCCUCCCCGAGGACCGCGGUCGAACCGAACCAAGAGACUCAUCACCGACAUCCAAUCCCAUUCGCGAGUCAUGCUGGACGACGACGACUUGCCCAAUUCGGAAUUGCUAUUAGAUGAGGGCGGUCGAGACCGGCCGCGACGGUACUGCUGCGAGAAGCACGCGUGGCGGGCCCUUGGGCGCGUCGCGGACCUGGCCGAGGCGCAUCGGGACAUGUGCUGUCGGGAGGUGGAGCUGGCGUUGGAUCGGUGUGCUACGUUUUCUCCUUCCCAUGACGAGCUGCGAGAUUUUGUGGGGACGCUACUCGAGCGACGAGCGGUCGUCGAGAGAAAUGGGCAGGCCUGGCGCGACCCCGUGGCCGAUAAAAAGGCGUCGUUGGAGAAGAGUGGCGGGUUGCUGGAGGACGACACGUCGAAGAACAUCAAGGACAUGGCUCAGAGGGCGAGGCAGCUCGUCGCGGCCUGUGUGGAAAUCAACCAGUGCGUCGGGUGCAUUCUCGGCGAUGACGCGGCCGUCCUGGCUCGGUCGAGCGGUGAGGAACCGGCAUGGCAACGCUAUCGAGCAGGCAUCGCGUCGAUGGCGUGGAGGACGACGCGCCGUAAAAUUGUGAUUUCCACACAGGUCGCGGCCGACGAGAGCGCGCAAGACGAGAUGGCAGCCCAUUUAAGGAAGGUCGACAAGGGCGCCCUCGCGCAAGGCGCGGACUUCUACAAGGCCACUUCCGUUGUUCAAGAGAAGGCUACUCGCGUCCCGCGAAUUUUAGAUGAUGACGAGGACCAGCGGAAACAGCUCGUGCGGGACGUGGCGACCUGCCUGAAGUGCGCGGAGCGGCCCGUCGUUCCCGGAAGCCUGCCGGAUGCGUGUACGUACGACCCGGGCACGUUAGCAGGUCGCGUAGGUGCGGUCGCCGCGCGGCUCGUCGUCGAACAAGCCUUACCGCAGGAGCAGGAUGCUGUGUUUGAGCUGCUACGGAGACGGACGGCCGUGGUCCAUGACCCGAAUCGCGAGGACGAUACGAAGGUCAAGCCUACAAGUGGCUCGUACGACGCGUGGGCGAGGCACUGCCGGACGGUGGACAAGUACCUGUACUACCGCGACUCGUUUCAAUUGAAUGACGCGAUGUCGUAUGACGACGACGUGCCGUCUGAGGCUGGGAGUGCGCCGGAGGAGUAAUACUAUGUGUGUGUUUUUUCGUGCGGGUGGCACGCGGCGAUGGUCCGGACGCUCUCCUCCCUCGAGAAGGG